Messenger RNA from Zingiber officinale, 1290 nucleotides. RefSeq names its product thiol protease SEN102-like. The record is from RefSeq and is a predicted model, not a curated record. Gene Ontology annotation, molecular function: cysteine-type endopeptidase activity. NCBI's taxonomy places the organism in Eukaryota, Viridiplantae, Streptophyta, Magnoliopsida, Zingiberales, Zingiberaceae. Gene Ontology annotation, cellular component: lysosome. Bases 42 to 1121 code for a protein of 359 amino acids. The transcript has 4 exons.
AUAGCAAAUAGCAAAAGCAUACAUAGUAAUCAGUAGUUAACAUGUGGAGGAAGGUGCUGUGGGUGGCCAUGCCUCUUGCACUGGCCAGUCUGGCCUUCACUGUAUAUCGAUGCAUUCCCUUCACUGAGGAGGAUUUGUCCAGUGAGGAGAGACUGUGGGCGCUCUAUGAGCAAUGGCGCAGCCACCACACGGUGUCACGGGACCUCGACGAGAAGCUCAGGCGGUUCAACGUGUUCAAGCAGAACAUGAAGUUCAUCGACGAGUUCAACAAGAAGGACGAGCCAUACAAGCUCAAGCUCAACGGCUUCGCGGACUUGACCAACCAAGAGUUCCUGGACCUCUACGCCGGCUCCAAGAUUGAGCACCACCGGAUUCACCGUGGGGAGAAGCCGGAGGGGGAGUUCAAGCACGGCCACAUCGAUAUUUACAAACUCCCUGCGUCGGUGGAUUGGAGGACCCAGGGCGCAGUUACACCCGUCAAAGAUCAACGCCAAUGCGGGAGUUGUUGGGCUUUUUCGGUAGUUGCUGCUGUUGAGGGUAUAAAUCAAAUAGUGACCAGAGAGUUGAUAUCGUUAUCUGAGCAAGAGCUUGUGGAUUGCGAUACGGGCAACAUGGGAUGCAACGGAGGGUGGAUGGAUAAGGCAUUUAGAUUCAUCAAAAAUGCUGGAGGCAUAACUACAGAGGAUACGUACCCUUACACAGCACAGCAAGGACCCUCCUGCAAUGCAUCUCAGCCCGUUGUGACAAUUGAUGGAUAUGAAGAUGUUCCGUCAAACAAUGAGACUGCUCUUCAACAAGCUGUAGCAAAUCAACCUGUAUCCGUCGCUAUUGAUGCAAGUGGUCGAGACUUCCAGUUCUACUCUGAGGGGGUCUUCACAGGAUCUUGUGGCACGAGCUCAAAUCAUGCAGUUGCUGUUGUUGGAUAUGGAGAAACAAAAGAUGGAACUAAAUAUUGGAUAGUGAAGAAUUCAUGGGGGACGAAUUGGGGAGAGCAAGGCUACAUAAGAAUGGAACGAGGAACCCCAAAAAAGGAAGGAACAUGCGGUAUUGCCAUGUCACCUUCCUAUCCCAUUAAAACAUCACCCAACCCUAGCAAUGAAUCAGCCAAGGAUGAACUCUAGGAGCAUAAACUUAGUUCGGUUGUUAUCAGACAAUGGUGUUGUAUUGUCUUUACUUGGCGAUCUCUCAUUUGCAGUCUCUUGAUUGGUCUUCUUGUGUUCUUAUUGCACUUAGAUAAAUGGUUAUGUUUCUUAAUAAACAUGUAGACCAAGUUAUCAAUAUAAUAAAAGC